AGAGACUUUACUUGUGGAAAUACUUAUUGAAAUAGAGAGACUUUGGCGUCAGUACUACAUCACUACUCCCACAUUCCCUUUCCCAUUUUCCUGCAAAAUCAAAUAUUCUUCUGAGCCAGCUACUCUCUCUCCUUUCGUCAUCUCAAACGGUAUAGUGGUGAGGUAGUGAGUUAACGGUGAGUAUGGGAGCUUUUUGUAAUGAAGAAGUCAGUUUCACUUCAAAUUACAACUUCGCUUCGUCUCAAGAUCUCAGAUUCUCUAAGCAAAUCCAUGACAACGUCCACGGCAACAUCUAUAUCGAUCCUCUCUACUUGAAGUUCAUUGACACAGAACAAUUUCAAAGGCUUCGUGAACUUAAACAACUAGGUGUAGCACACAUGGUCUAUCCAGGAGCAGUGCAUUCUAGAUUUGAGCAUUCCCUUGGAGUGUAUUGGCUUGCCAAUGAAGCUGUCCAUAAGCUUAAAACCCACCAAGGUAUGGAGCUUGGAAUUGAUUACUUUGAUAUACAAACAGUGAAACUUGCGGGUCUUCUACAUGAUAUUGGCCAUGGACCUUUUAGUCACUUGUUUGAACGCGAGUUUCUUCCUCAAGUUCGCAAGGGAUUGGACUGGUCUCAUGAGCAAAUGUCAGUGGAUAUGAUUGAUCACAUUGUUGAUGAGCGUCAUAUUGAUAUUGAUUCAGGAACCAUUAAAAAGGUCAAGGAAAUGAUACUUGCUAGUUCCAAGUUUGCAUUGACAAAAAGCUCAAGGGAGAAACAGUUCUUAUAUGAUAUUGUGGCAAAUGGCCGGAAUGGAAUCGAUGUUGACAAGUUUGAUUACAUUGUCCGAGAUAGCCGAGCGUGUGCUCUAGGAUGCAAUUUUCAGUUCCAGAGGUUAAUGGAAACAAUGAGAGUUUUGGGAGAUGAGAUAUGCUAUCGAGCCAAAGAUUACUUAACCAUCCACAAGUUAUUUGCCACACGAGCGGAUCUACACAGAACUGUUUAUACUCAUGCUAAAGUGAAGGCAAUAGAGCUGAUGGUUGUAGAUGCACUAGUGAAAGCAAAUGAUUAUCUACAGAUAGCAUCUCAUAUAGAGCAUCCUUCUCAGUACUGGAAGUUGGAUGAUACCAUUUUAAAAACCAUCGAGACUGCUCCAGACCCAGAACUGAAGGAAUCUAGGGAUUUGAUCCUUCGCAUUCGGAGAAGGGACUUGUACCAGUUCUGUAAUGAGUAUGCUGUCCCAAGAGACAAAAUAGAGCAUUUCAAGGAUGUUACGGCACAUGAUAUUGUGUGUUCGCAGAAAAGUAGCAAUGAGAGACUUAACGAAGAGGAUGUUGCUGUGACCAAUGUCAGGAUAGAUCUUACUCGUGGAAGGCAUAAUCCGCUUGAAAGUAUCCAUUUUUUCAAGGAUUAUGAAAGUGACGAGAAGUUCUCUAUACCUGAGGAUCGUAUCAGCCACUUGCUGCCAACAUCAUAUCAAGAUAUGAUUGUGAGAGUGUACUCCAAAAAGGCCCACCUGGUGGGAGCUAUUUCUGACGCAUUUGAAAAUUUCCAGUUGAAGACUUAUGGAAUAAAAGCACAGGUUCAUGCAACACCAGAGAAGAAAAAACGCCGUAUAUGAUAUUUGACCCAGUCAACAGUAGAUAUAUUUGAUUACAGUAUAUCUCAAGCGACAUAUUGCAGCCAAUUUUUGUACAGAGGUCUUCAAAUGACACGUGAAAGGGCUCUCAAGAGUUAUAGUAGAAUUUUUGUAGAAAUGAUAAUAUCCCCCCCCGUAUUCUUCAAUUUCUUUAUCGAAAUGCUACUGAAACAAGGGACUCUUGUUACUGACUUUCGAAUAUUGCAGAUGCUCAUUUCCAUAAUAUCUUCUCUUCUAAUCAAGGGCUGGUGAAUAUAUAUUAGCGAUUUUUAUGUA
Molecule: messenger RNA, 1892 nt
Organism: Lycium ferocissimum
Lineage: Eukaryota; Viridiplantae; Streptophyta; Magnoliopsida; Solanales; Solanaceae
Exons: 20
Coding region: 183-1598 (471 amino acids)
Biological process (GO): dGTP catabolic process
Cellular component (GO): nucleus
Molecular function (GO): dGTPase activity
Source: RefSeq, a predicted model, not a curated record